AUUUCUUCUACGCUCCAAGGACCCGCCUCAAAUAAAAUAUUCUUCUAAAAACCUCCAAACAUUUGAACUCCUACAUCGUCAAAUCAUUCGGCUGAUCGGAAGUCCCAGAUGGUGAAGGAGACGGAAUGCUGUGUCGUGCCUGGACUCAGCCCCGCCGCUACAGAACCCGAAGUCGAGAAAGCUUAUCACAUCGAGGAAGAGGUUGCAGUAGAAAAAGAUCAUGUAAGAGAAUCGGGGACCCCUUGUAUUACAUCAAGACAAUUGCAAGAUACAGUUAACGCUCAUCCAGAUGACCCCUCCUCCCAUUUCAAACUCGGGAUUUUCCUGUGGGAAAAUGGCGGAAGCCACGAUAAGGCGGUUGCUGCGGAUCAUUUUCUGAAAUCAGCGAAACUAGACCCUCAGAAUGCUGCUGCUUUCAAAUAUCUAGGGGAUUAUUAUGCCACAUUUUCUGUUGACAUCGAAAGGGCUCUCAAGUGCUACCAGAGAGCUGUCAGUCUUGAUGUUCAUGAUUUUCACUCUGGAGAAGCAUUGUGCGAUCUGUUGCAUCGUGAAGGAAAGGAGAGUUUAGAGGUUGCUAUAUGCAAAGAGGCUUCCUCUAAGUCAACUCGAGCCUUUUGGGCUUUCCGGAGGUUGGGCUAUUUGCAGGUUUUUCAAAAGAAGUGGACUGAAGCCGUCUUAAGUCUUCAGCAUGCCAUUCGAGGAUAUCCUUCUUGUGCUGAUUUGUGGGAAGCCCUGGGUCUUGCAUAUCAGCGACUUGGCCGGUUUACUGCUGCAAUUAAGUCAUAUGCACGGGCCAUUGAAAUUGAAGGAGAUAGAAUUCUUGCUUGGGUUGAGAGUGGAAAUAUCUUCUUGAUGCUUGGUUUGUUCAAAAAAGGAGUUGAACACUUUCAGCGAGCUCUAGAGAUAUCACCUAAAAGUAUUACUGCACAAUUUGGGCUCUCUUCAGGGCUGCUUGGUUUGGCAAAGGAAUGCAUUAAUAGGGGGGCGUUUAAAUGGGCAUCCUUUCUGUUAGAGGAAGCAUCUAAAGUUGCAAGAGGAAGUACAUAUUUAGCUGGGAACUUGUCGUGUAUCUGGAAGUUGCUUGGAGAUAUUCAGCAUACGUAUGCAAAAUGCUAUCCAUGGAUGGAAGAGGACUGGGGGCUAUGUGCAGAAUCUUUUAGAACUUCUAUCCUUUCCUGGAAGCAGACUCGCAGUUUGGCUUUAUUGUCUGCCAAAUGUUCCUAUCAGCAAGCUCUACACUUGGCUCCGUGGGAAGCUAACAUUUACACAGAUAUUGCUAUUACUUUAGAUAUUAUUUCAACUUUGAAUGGUGAUUCUGGAUCUGAAUUCAAUUCCUGGCAGAUAUCUGAAAAGAUGACAUUAGGGGCCUUGAUGCUCGAGGGUGACAAUCAUGAAUUUUGGGUGGCAAUGGGAUGCAUCUCUAACCAUGAUGCGUUGAAGCAACAUGCUUUUAUAAGAGCAUUACAGUUGGAUGGAUCGCUGGCUGGAGCCUGGGCUUAUCUUGGGAAGCUAUACAGGAAUAGGGGAGAGAUGCAAUUGGCAAGACAGGCAUUUAAUUAUGCCAGAAGUAUAGAUCCAUCUCUGGCAAUACCCUGGGCUGGCAUGUCGGCUGAUUUGAAUAUUAGUGAGUCCACAUCAGAUGAAGCAUUUGAGAGCUGUUUGAGAGCUGCAUCAAUACUACCAGUGGCGGAAUUUCAAAUUGGACUUGCCAAGCUUUCUCUGCAGGCAGGCCAUCUUUCAUCUCCACAGGUGUUCGGAGCCAUACGUCAGGCUGUUCAACUUGCACCUUGUUACCCUGAAUCCUAUAAUCUAAAUGGACUAGCUUUUGAGGCACAAUUGGAUUAUCAAUCUGCUGUUGCUGCUUAUCGUCUAGCACACCUCACGACUAGCCAUUUUUCAGAUAGAGUUCCAAGGUCUCAUGUCAGAGAUAUAUCCAUCAACUUAGCCAGAUCACUCUGCAUGGUAGGAAAUUUCUUUGAAGCUUCGCAGGAAUAUGAAAAUUUGAGUAAAGAAGGCAUGCUCGACAUCGAAGGUCUGCAGGUGUAUGCUUUCUCAUUAUGGAAACUAGGAAAGAAUGACCAGGCCCUUAGCACCGUGAGAACCCUUGCUUCUUGCAUCUCUACCAUGGAAAAAACACGUACUGCUGCAUCUGUUGGUUUCAUAUGCAGAUUGUUGUAUUCAAUAUCUGGAUUGGAUUCCGCAAUCAACAGUAUCAUGAAGAUGCCAACCCAUUUUUUCCGGAGUUCAAAAGUGAGCUUUGUAGUGGCUGCUAUUCAUGCCAUUGAUGGGUGUGAUCGGCUUGACUCCAUUGUUCUAAGCUGCCGUUCCUGCCUCCAGUCUCAUGAAGAGAUAACUAAAAUGCACAUUUUGAUUGCAUUUUCUAAGCUGAUCAAACAUCAAACGGAUAACUGCCUGGGAUUCCAUAGUGGAGUGAUGCAUCUUAGAAAAGCUCUUCAUGCAUACCCCAACAGUAGUUUGAUGAGGAACCUGCUUGGUUAUCUUUUGCUAUCCAACGAAGAAAGAGAUGACAAUCACACAGCUACUAGGUGCUGCAACAUGUUGUAUGGUUUUGACCAACAGAACAAAGGUCUGAAAUCUGCAUAUGAAAUUCACGGUGCUGGAGCUGUGGCCUGCUAUACAAUCGGCACGAGUCAUCCGAGGUUUUCUUUCCCAACAUGUUCAUACCAGUGUCAGAAUGGGAUUGGGACCAUUCGACAACUUCAAAAAUGCUUACGUCAAGACCCAUGGAAUUAUGAUGCUCGAUAUCUUCUUAUACUAAACAUUCUGCAGAAGGCACGUGAAGAAAGAUUUCCCUGUCAUCUACGUGCAACUAUUGAGCGGCUAAUCUUGGUUGCCUUUUCCAAUGAGCCAUAUUUUAAUAAAGAUACAUCUCAUCAAUAUAAAAAGUUUCAGCUGCUACUUUGUGCAUCUGAGAUCAGUUUACAAGGCAAUGACCAAAUUAAAUGCAUCAACUAUGCCAAAGCUGCUUCCUCUAUUUCACUUCCAGACAAUUAUCUUUUUUAUGCACAUUUGUUACUGUGCCGAGCCUAUGCUGCAGAAAAUGAUUCUAACAACCUCCGUAAUGAAUUCAUAAAAUGUUUGGAUUUAAAGACAGAUAACUAUCUUGGAUGGGUAUGUCUUAAAUUCAUUGCAUCUCGAUAUGAGCUUCAUGUUGAAUCCAAUAGCUUAGAACUUAGUUUCAAGAAAGGAUCAGUAGAGAGCAAGGAUCUGCAACACAUGGUAAUACCCGUGUCUGGUCUGGUGGAUGGUUUGAUAUCUUUUUGGAGCCAGGAUUUUAUGGCGGCUGAGAAGUAUUUUGCUCAAGCUUGUUCCUCGGGACAUGAUGACGGCUGUCUCCUCCUCUGUCAUGGUGUAACCUGCAUGGAACUUGCAAAGCAGCUUUGCAGUCCUCAUUUCUUGAGGCUGGCUGUGAACAGCCUCCUUAAAGCUCAAGUAAUUUCCGUUGUUCCAAUACCAAUGGUCUCGAUCACACUGGCUCAAGCAGAAGGGAGUCUUGGUUUGAAAGAAAAUUGGGAGUCAGGCCUUCGUUUUGAAUGGUUCUCGUGGCCACCAGAUAUGAGGCCUGCGGAGCUCUUGUUUCAAAUGCAUCUGCUUGCAAAACAGUCGAAAGUUGGUCCUGAUCAGUUGAGGGUUGAGUUAUGUCAGUCUCCUCUGAGAUGGGUUCUUCGCGCAAUCCAUGUAAACCCUUCUUGUAUGAGAUAUUGGAAGGUGCUGCAAAGCUUGUGGAAUGAGGGCUGAACUUUCCAUGCUGGACCAGACAAAAUGUUUUUUUCCUUCAUCGUUUGAUCCAAAGCAAUCGCUCUGAUUCAAUCUCCAAGUUCCUGUAGUCUAUUAUAGUUUCAGCUUCGUUUCUCCUGCAUCCUGGGCAACAUUUGGCUCCAAGUUUCUUCAUUUAAUCUGUCGUUGUAACCUAGGGGACUUUUGAGUGUUGAUUCUGUGAAAAAAUGGCUAUUAUAUAAAAGUUUUAAGAUUGUAGCUAAAUUUUAGUUCAAAAUAAUUAAUGUACACUCUCUCUUAGAUUCCUAUUUAA
Molecule: messenger RNA, 4051 nt
Organism: Cucurbita moschata (crookneck pumpkin)
Lineage: Eukaryota; Viridiplantae; Streptophyta; Magnoliopsida; Cucurbitales; Cucurbitaceae
Product: tetratricopeptide repeat protein SKI3
Exons: 22
Coding region: 109-3759 (1216 amino acids)
Cellular component (GO): Ski complex
Molecular function (GO): protein binding
Source: RefSeq, a predicted model, not a curated record